GAGGCCGCCUUCAAUGUGGAACACACAAUCACUGCAGCCCACAGGCGAGGUGUCGCUGCUUGCGCGAGCCGCCUGUGUUCAUCUGCGCAAUAAAGAGGCCGAGGGGACCGUCAUACUCAACAGGAGGCCUUCUCCCUUGGUUUUUCGCGAAGUUGUGGACACCUGAUUUACAGCGGUUGUGUGUGCGGCGGACGGGGGGUGGGACUUCUCCAGGCUGAAGGAGCGGACUUGUGACGACCAGCAGCGCCGAACGAGGGAGGAAUCUAAAUGCAGCAUCCCCUCGGAGAUAAGCUGCUCCUGUGCUCUUUCGGCACCAGGCCUGUCCGUGCCCACGGGAGCCGGCGAUAGGGGCUGGACGCCGGUGUGUAGGCUGCGUCCAGCGGGGGGUCCGAGGAGCUGUCCCACCACGACCGCGGAGCGCCUCAGAGUGGGAAAUCGUGCUGUUAAAUCGCCUGCGAAGAGUCCUCUCGUUCGUUUAGCAGCAGUAGCAGGCGCGUGAGCUGCGUGUCUAGCUCAGCGCGGUAAACCGUGAGGGAAAACGAGCCUGUUGUCUCUCCUCGGUGCGCACAGGUUCAUUUUUAAUUUUUUUUUCUUUAUUGUGUCUCGCUCUUCAGAGACGGGAAUGUCACCUGGUGCUGAAUGUGCCGCCUGUUAGCCGGUGGCCGGUGGUGUGCGGGAAGAAGAAUAUGGACAAAGAGCCGCUUGUUUUGUUGUGAGUGGGAGCCGCGCGCCGUGGAUGUGCUGUCAGCUGACUGUCAGAUAUGUCCCAAAACACAGCGACUGUGCUUAACACUCCCACUUCGCUCCCUUUCACUUUGUGUUGCGUUCACACAGUUAGACCUGAGUGGUGAAGUGCUCGAUGUUUGGCAGAAUAUUGCUACACAUUGUUCCCAACUGACUCGGCAGCACUGACACCACAAGUGGAGCACUGAAACUGAGCAGCAGAACUCAGUGGCUCUGGUCUGGAGACUCGCAGCUGAGACAAGGGACUGGCUCGGGGUGAAUUCUCGCCACACUUUCCAGUGUGUGCGCGUUGCCAAGGCACUUUUAGAAGUUGUGAGACAAUCGGGGCUCAGCUAAGGAUGAAGAAAGUCCCCUGCGAAUGGCUGCACCUGCUAUUUUUGAGCGGGCCGCUAAAGAGGACUGUCUGUGUGAGCCUCUGGGACUGAAGGCUUUACACACACGAUAGGACAGGACAGGACAGGCAGACUGCGAGUCCGACAGCGAGAGACAGUAUAUUAGACUGUCAGCGGGUCUGACAGAGAGAGGCUGACGGACAGUUUGACGUACAAGGUUGUCAGUCUGUCGGUGAGACGCACUGACAGACGGUUUGACAUUUUAAGUCAGUCCAUCAGAGAGUGAGUGAGGCGAAGGACAAGUUGAAAGACAGUUUGUCAAUCAGUCCGAGCGAGACAGACUCACUGACAAUUUCACAGACGUUUCCGGAAAAGUGGCGCGUGUCCGACACAGCCAUCGCAUCGCUGUGCACGACCGGUCCCUCCGAGGACACUGGCAGACACUGGGGACACCAGCCACUGCGCUUAAGAACAUGCCAUGUGGCCUCCCGGUCUCCGGUUGCUGCCCACUUAAACGCUGCCUUGCCCCCUGAGACCGCCAUCUGCUCUGGCGCAAAGGAUGCUAGGAAUGUGUCGUGGACGCAGGAAGUUUUUCGUGGCCUCCUUCGCUGUCCUCUUCAUCCCGGCUCUCACCUGGCUGUACCUGUCAGCUGGAAACUUCCAAGUGAAGUCCCUCCCCCUGUCACCACUGGAGUCCCAGACGGCCACGCUACCUGGUGGCCCAAGGGACCGGCUGGCUCUGGAGAUGCGUGUUCGGGAGGUGGAGGAGGAGAACCGAGUUCUGCGGCGGGAACUCAGCCAACCCCCCCGGGCAGCCUCCCGUCAUGGGCGCCACGGCAAUCAGUCACGCACCUACUCCACUGAGGAGGGUACGGGAGACAGCGAGGGGCAACGUGUUGCUGGGGCUCUUGGAAACAACUCAGAAUGUGUGCCCCAACCACCAGUGGACAAGUGUGAGACGAUUCAUGUAGCCAUUGUGUGUGCAGGGUACAAUGCCAGCCGAGAUGUGGUGACUCUCGUGAAGUCUGUACUGUUUCACCGACGGAAUCCGCUCCAUUUUCACUUCAUCACUGACUCCAUUGCCCAGCAGAUCCUGGCCUCGCUCUUUACCACCUGGAUGGUGCCUGCUGUGCGUGUGAACUUUUACGAUGCGGACGAGCUUAAGUCGGAGGUGUCGUGGAUCCCCAACAAGCACUACUCUGGAAUCUAUGGGCUCAUGAAGCUGGUGCUGACCAAGACCCUGCCGUCUGACUUGCAGCGUGUCAUUGUCCUAGACACGGAUAUCACAUUUGCCACUGACAUCGCCGAGUUGUGGGCUGUUUUCCACAAGUUCAAAGGUCAACAGGUGUUGGGGCUGGUAGAAAACCAAAGUGACUGGUACCUUGGGAACCUGUGGAAGAACCAUCGCCCCUGGCCAGCCCUUGGCAGAGGUUUCAACACAGGGGUUAUCCUGCUGCUGCUGGACCGACUGCGGAAACUGAAGUGGGAGCAGAUGUGGCGGCUGACAGCAGAGAGAGAACUGAUGAGCAUGCUGUCCACCUCACUGGCUGACCAGGACAUCUUCAAUGCAGUCAUCAAGCAGAACCCCUUCCUGGUCUACCAGUUACCCUGUUUCUGGAAUGUACAGCUGUCUGACCACACCCGCUCAGAGAAAUGUUACAAGGACGUAUCUGACCUCAAGGUUAUCCACUGGAACUCCCCUAAGAAACUCAGAGUGAAGAACAAACACGUGGAAUUCUUCCGCAACCUGUACCUGACCUUCCUGGAGUAUGAUGGCAACUUGCUCCGGCGUGAACUCUUUGGGUGUCCCAGCGAAGCUGACCACAAUAGUGAGAAUCUCCAGAAGACCCUUUCGGAGCUGGACGAGGACGACCCAUGCUAUGAGUUCCGACGGGAGCGCUUCACCGUGCACCGCACCCACCUGUACUUUCUCCAUUACCAGUAUGAGUCGGCUGAUGACAGCACUGACGUCACUCUGGUUGCCCAGCUUUCAAUGGAUAGGCUGCAGAUGCUGGAGGCCAUCUGUAAGCACUGGGAGGGACCCAUCAGCUUGGCACUGUACCUGUCUGAUGCUGAGGCCCAGCAGUUCCUGCGCUAUGCCCAGGGUUCCGAGGUGCUCAUGAGCCGCAGCAAUGUGGGCUACCACAUUGUGUACAAAGAGGGCCAGUUCUACCCAGUCAACCUGCUGCGCAAUGUGGCCAUGAAGCAGGUCAACACCCCUUACAUGUUCUUAUCUGACAUCGAUUUCCUGCCCAUGUAUGGGCUCUACGAGUACCUCAGGAAAUCUGUCUUGCAGCUAGACAUGGCCAACACCAAGAAGGCCCUCGUUGUGCCAGCCUUCGAGACCUUGCGCUACCGCCUGUCCUAUCCCAAGUCAAAGGCUGAGCUUCUGUCUCAGCUUGACAUGGGCACUCUCUUCACCUUCAGGUAUCAUGUGUGGACAAAAGGCCAUGCACCCACCAACUUUGCCAAGUGGAGGACUGCCACCACACCAUAUCGAGUUCAGUGGGAGCCAGAUUUUGAGCCCUAUGUCAUGGUUCGACGUGACAGCCCUGAGUAUGACCGCAGAUUUGUGGGGUUUGGCUGGAACAAAGUGGCCCAUGUCAUGGAGUUAGAUGCUCAGGAGUAUGAGUUUGUAGUGUUGCCCAAUGCCUACAUGAUCCACAUGCCACAUGCUCCCAGCUUUGACAUCACCAAGUUCCGCUCCAAUAAGCAGUACCGUGUCUGCCUGAAGACCCUCAAGGAAGAGUUCCAGCAGAACAUGUCGCGGCGCUACGGCUUUGCAGCCCUCAAAUAUAUGACAGCUGAAAACAACAGCUAGGCCUCUUGUAUGGCAUGCAGGACAGCUGAUUCAGAAGGCAAGAACAAUUUUGCUUUCAGUGCCAUAGGAUGUCCAGUAUUCAACCUCUGGGCUGCUGUGGGACCACUUGUUCAGAACACACAGAACUUUGGACACUGUCCGUGUAUUUGUAGGUUCCUCCAGACUUUGCUGCAGGGUUGUGAGGAUGUCACUGUUUUUCUGGUUUGUGUGUCUUUGUUUAUGGGUUUAUAUGCCUUUUAUGUGAGAGACAGUGAUGGAAAAAUGUAAAUUAGAUGGAUAUCUGUGAAACAGAGGGUUGUGGAGGAGUGUGAAUUUGUUGGCAGUCUGGUUGUUUUGGCCUUACAAGUUACCAUAUCUAUGGGAUUUAGCUUCCAAGUUUAAAUGCGAAUGAUGAACUCAACUCAAGGCACCAAUUCUGCGAUAUGAAAAUUGAUGGACAGUCCCCCAGAACAGCCUCCCCGAACCUUGUGCCAUGACUAAAAGGCAAGUUAUGCUCCAUUCAACUGCCCAGCUGUGUUUACUGGUUUCAUUUCAAUGUUUUAGUUUUUGUGCCAAUAGCAAAGUGCUCAGCAAAGCCAAGACAAAUGAGAACUGCAAGGUUCUGCAGAAUGUGCCCUGAAGACAGUCUUCUUUAAGUACACAAACAGGAAACCUUCAAUUUGCCCUCUGCUGUCAACUCUGUGUGGUGGAGAGGCUAAGGCACUAGGCAUCCAAAUACCACUUACAUCCUCAGUUUGCAAAGACUGUCCUAAAAGAGAUGUGGGGGUCCUUCACUGAAUAUAGAAAGUCUCUCGGUACAAAAAAAAAAAAAAAAUUAAUCUGUGGCACGUUUACUAAUGAAAAUAAAUGUACAAAAAUUGCUUGUUGCGAUCAAGAUCAGCAUUUUAAAUAGACUGCUACUGCAAAACAUACUGUAUUUUACAUUUUAUUGCUACCCUUGCUUGAAAUAAGAGUCCUGACAUAGCAAGUAUUAAAAGUGCCGUGACAUAUGCUCUGAACUUUCUUAAAGAAGCUGAUUGUAAAGAUAUUCUUGAGUUAGCUGCAAGGAAAUUCUCAAAUGAAGAUGCAAUAGUGAAGCACCAAAGGCCCGUUUAAAUCCUUGCACUUAAGAUUUAUUUAUAGGAAAACCUGAAAAGGGCUUUGGGCAAUUUGGUCAAGUUACUUAAUGCAUUUCCCCUGAAAACACAGAUUUUUACAAAGGCAAUCUGUAUGAUGGACAAAACAGAAAUUCUGAAAUGCGUGCUCAUGACUGCUCCCGUGUUCUCAACCACAUCCUUGGCCCUGUGAUACAACCCUCAUGUAUGCAGUGUCUCUAGAAGAUGCUGUACUGUAGAAGGCUGCACUCUUUGUGUCCAGGGGGACUCAUGUGACUUUCAAAGCAAUGAAGGACAUUAAUAACAUCUUGUUUUUAUUUGUAAGUAUUUUGUAUCAGUAUGUGUACAAACUUCUGGAGACAAGAAAAUAAGCAGACAAAAUGCACUAUCCACAGAAAUGGCGGAGGAACUAUACUCUGAUCGGACAUAUGAAAAGCACUGAGGAAAAAUGAACGUGGACAAAGGUGUGACUUAUUGAGUGGAAGACUUGUGGGACUAUGUCAACGCAAGCCCUUGGUUUGCUCUUCUGAACAUGCCCUUGCCGGAACAACGGACAGCCGGCAUAGCAAGGCCCAUUGUGAUUGCUUGGCAAUGCUAAGCCUGCACUCAGCUGUUUUGGGGUUGCUUUUUGAAGGUGUGUGGGGAGUGAGCUGUGCAAGAAUGUGUGUAUAUGCGUGUGUGCGUGUGCAUUGUAUUUUCUGUGUUGGUGUGACAGCCGUUAGUGAGGAGUGCUCUGGAUGUGUCUGUGUUUAGGGCAGUGAUGUUAGGUAAGCUGCUAUUGAAAUAA
Scleropages formosus (Asian bonytongue) is the source of this 5778-nucleotide messenger RNA. It is a transcript of the gene large1, whose product is annotated as LARGE xylosyl- and glucuronyltransferase 1. The record is from RefSeq and is a predicted model, not a curated record. Gene Ontology annotation, biological process: protein O-linked glycosylation via mannose. NCBI's taxonomy places the organism in Eukaryota, Metazoa, Chordata, Actinopteri, Osteoglossiformes, Osteoglossidae. The transcript is spliced from 15 exons. Gene Ontology annotation, molecular function: glucuronosyltransferase activity; xylosyltransferase activity. The coding region runs from base 1636 to 3897 and encodes 753 amino acids. Gene Ontology annotation, cellular component: Golgi apparatus.